AUGGUCAAUGUCAAGGAAUCUCCGUUCUCUCUAAACGUCGCUUUAUUCUUGGCUGCAGUUUAUUGUGGAUUCUUCGGCGCGUCGAUGGCAAUAUUUGGACUCCAUUUCAUCUAUCGUUAUCUUGUGGCUUCUGGAAGUAAGCACUUGGAAAAGUUUAAUAUCUGGAAGACGUCUUUCUUUCUACUGGCUCCUGUAGUUUAUGGUAUUUUAUGGGGAUGGGUCGCAUAUUGUCCAGUAGGGCAGAACCCGGCAACUGGGGAGCAUAUCAGAAGUAACAUCCUGGAAACAUUUGAUUUGCAAGUGGAGGAUACUGUAUACAUUGGACCUUAUUUCUAUCAAAAACAACCGAAUGGUACAUAUGAAAUAGAUAUGCAAUCGAUUAUUGGAAUGUCUGUUGUCUAUUUGAUCGUCUCUUCCUCGUUCUUCACUAUCUUUUAUUUCGGAAUCAAAUGUUACAGAUGCAUCUCAAAACUAGUUCCUUCAAAUGAUUCCUACCGUACCAAACAACUUCAAUCUCAUUUGUUCUGGGCUCUAGUUACUCAGACAAUGAUUCCAGUUAUUCUAAUGCAUACUCCAGUUACUCUUGUCUAUGCAUUUGCACUAUUAGAUCAAGAUAUCGGAAUGCUCAGUGAUUUUGUUUCAAUGACGAUUGCAGCUUAUCCAGCACUUGAUCCAUUGCCAAGUCUUUUCAUCAUUCCAUGUUAUAGGAGAGCAUUGAAAAAUUAUUUGACUUGCUGCCCAAAGCCAAACGAAAGAGCUCAGGACAGUACUGUUACUGCACCGAGAACUGGGUCAAUUAUGAGUGUUGCUAAUGCAUAG
This is a messenger RNA of Caenorhabditis remanei, 819 nucleotides long. RefSeq lists its product as uncharacterized. The transcript has 4 exons. Lineage: Eukaryota; Metazoa; Nematoda; Chromadorea; Rhabditida; Rhabditidae. Gene Ontology annotation, molecular function: G protein-coupled olfactory receptor activity. Bases 1 to 819 code for a protein of 272 amino acids. Gene Ontology annotation, biological process: olfactory behavior; G protein-coupled receptor signaling pathway. The record is from RefSeq and is a predicted model, not a curated record.